Molecule: messenger RNA, 1058 nt
Organism: Papaver somniferum (opium poppy)
Lineage: Eukaryota; Viridiplantae; Streptophyta; Magnoliopsida; Ranunculales; Papaveraceae
Exons: 1
Coding region: 169-753 (194 amino acids)
Source: RefSeq, a predicted model, not a curated record
CCACCCACUAUAUAUAAUCCCAUUCCCUCCUUAUUCUCUUUCAUCAAACCCUCCUUUGCUCUUUAAUCUUCCUUGAAAAUUCUAAGGCAUUUCUCUUCUUCCGUUUGCUUUCUUUUGCUCGAAGUUUUGCUCCAAGUCCGGUUCCAUUCUUAUUUCUAAAUAUUUCUAAUGGCAGAAACAACCAUCACUAAUGCACCAAAGAGGUCAAGAGAAGAAACCCAAAACCAAGAAGUAGAAGAAAUGAAGAGACAGAAAACUUCUGCUUCUUCUGAAUCUUCUUCAUCAACAUGUUCUCCUUCGUAUAACCAGAUACUUUCAAUUCUUGAGACUGAAGGUGAAGAAGAAGAAGAAGAACUUGUUGAAGACAUUUCUUCAUUGAUAACUAGUCUUCAACAAGAAAUAUCUACAUCUGAUGGCUUGCCUACUAAAGAAAGUUCUACUGCUACAACUCCACUUUCUGAUAAUGACUCAAACAAAGAUGGUUUUGAGGAUUUGUCAUCAUCAUCGUCUGCUUCUUCAAAUGAAGAUGAAGAAGAUAAAGAAAGGGUUAUUAGACACCUUCUAGAAGCUUCUGAUGAUGAACUUGGUAUUCCUCAAAUUGGAUUAGAUUUUGAGUUUGAAGAUGAUGAAGUUAGGAGUAAUUAUGGUGAGGUUGGAUUGUUCAAUUUGGGUGGUUAUGAUUCAGGCUUGUGGGAAUUUGAAGAUGAAACUGCCAAUUACUAUACAUUGUUGCAGUCUGAACUUUUCAUGUAACCCAAAAUUCCUCCACUGAAAGGGUGGGGAAAGACAGAAAUUUCUAAUUAGGGUCUUAAAAGUGAAAAAUAGGAAAAUAUUAGGGAGUUUGUAAGGAGAGAUACUUUCAAGGGGUUUCAUUUUUUUGAUAAUGAUACCGUUGAAUGGAAAUGGAUCUGGUGUGUGGUUUUUGUAAUUAUUGAGAACUCCCUGGACUUUGUUAGUUUAAACGAAAAAUGGCAAAAGUUAAUCUUCAGUCAUUUUCUAUCAAAUCCCUCACUAACUUUUUGUUUCUUAGAAGGAGAUUAUCUUAUUUAUUUAUUUCA